AUGCUGCGUAAGCAUCUACAAAUGGCAGGCAGCAGCGUAUGUGGCAUAUCGACUACCAAGCCUGAUGGAGCGGCUGCGGCAAUUCAGCCGCCAAACGAUCAGCAAGACGGCACUGUCCAGGCCGACAUCACAACAGACAAAGUCCCGGCACAAACAGGCGAUAGUGCAUUACCUGUUAGUGAGGACGAAGAGUCUGGCGAUGAUGACGAUGAUGACGAGAUAGAGGGCGACGACAACGAAUCCGAAGUCGAGGACACCAUCUACGGUAUCAAGUUCCGCACCAUAGCAGAGAUAGGGGAAACCAUCCCCAACUGGCUGCCGCCUUUCCCUACCAUUGUCGAGAAACCAGCCGAACAAGCAACCGUGGAUGUCAGUAGCAUCGAAAAAGCUUCUACCAAGACUUCAACCGAAGGGGAUGCCACAGAGGGAGCUGAGGCGGGCGCUGUGAGUGUACGCACAAGACAAGGCGGGGAUGGAUUGGAGGGCCGAGAUGUGUUUCAUGACGAUCCCUUCAGCAACGAGCCGUCCCUGGGCACUAUUGGCGCGGGCCAGACGAAUGGGGGGUUGGCUGAGAUGCAGCAGCAGCGUAUGAUGAACAACAUGGGCAGCCACCACACUACCAACCAGCCCAACAACGGGGCUGUAGAAGUGCUGAGUUUCUCGGACGACGAGGACUUCCAGCGCCGCAUCUCGUAUGAUGGACCCAUCCGGAGUGCCGUGGAGACUGGAAACAACCGUCUGGGCGGCAAUGGUAUAGGCGCACCGGGUAGAUAUUCCGGCGGUUGGCAAGGGCAGGGUACGAGCAACCUGCUUCUGGUACCCACCACGCCGCCCGAACUGAGCGGUGAAGACUCGGAGGAACUGAGCGCCAGUAGUGACGAGGAGAAUGUGGAUCCCGUGAUCAACGUCGGGGUGAAGCAGAGUGUGUGGGAUUCCGAGAAGCAGGGACGGGGCGAUAGACCGCCCAGUGGUAGGAAUAGGCGGGCCGAUUCAGGUUCGGGGGGUGUGCACAAGGGCGAGAAUGGACACGCAGGAACGGGGUCGUUCAGGAGGCGAUCUGUGACGGCUAAGGAUAGCUCGUUCGGGCAGAGCGAGACUGGCGAUGACGACGAUAACUGGAGCGAUGGCUCGGACGCCCCUCUGCGACCAAAGAAAUUGGCUGUGGGCGAUAGCAAGCGAGGUAUCAAGGAUAAACCCUUGGGUGAUAAAGAGAAGGGCUGGGAGGGCUUGCCAGCCGUGCAGAAUACCAGUCAAAUGGACUCCACCCCUACGCUGGAAGGGCAUAUACAGCCCGUACACAAAACCCGAAGCCCGGAGAUCCCGGCAGCUUCGACUGUGCGAAAGGACGGGGGUAGUGCGGUAGUACAUUUGACGAGGAUAAAGAGCGAUCCUGAUGACGUGGCGUAUGCAGUGGGUGAUAGUCCGGCGGGUACGAAGAAGGGCGGCAAGUUGGGUGUUGGUGGUGUUUCGGGUAAGGACCGCAAGCAUAGGAACAGAGACAAGGAUAAGGAGAGAGAUAAAGAUAGGGAUAAGGAUAGGGAUAGAGGGCGAAGUAUGAGCGGCGUCAGUACGAACGAUAAGAGCGCCAAAAGUAAGCGCAGCGGAUCACCCACGAAGACUGGUAGUAGAUCCAAGGAUAAAGACAAACGGCUACCCAUCCGUCCCGAUGGCAGUGAUGCUAUAGCACUCUCCGGAACGAGUAAUAAGUCGAAGGACAUCAAAGAGAAGAAGAGCAGCCCGCGUCCGUCUCUGAAUAGGAAGAUCAAGACAACCCCAGCACCAAGUCCCUCUCCCAGCUCGGCAGUGGUGUCGGGCAAGCAAGCAAUGGUUGAAGAUGGUGCGGAAGACAAGGACUUGCUCAGAGUCCAUGUGCGAAGCACGCAUGAAAAUGGAAAGGAUGAGGGCAAGCGAGGCCGGAAAGUAAGCCCCCACCGCCGCGAGAAGCGACUAUCCCGGUCGCCUUCGAAAUCUCCGCUAAGGUCCAAUGCCGGUGGCAGCCCGAUUCCACCCCACUCACCAUCCAAGAAAGAUAGAGAUACAAAUACAAAGAGGCGCGAGAAAAAAGUUUCGCACCGUGAGAACAAGUAUAAGAGCGACAGCGUGAUUACAUUAAAUGUCAAGGAGCCUGGCAAUGACGACGGUAAAGAAUCGAGCGGAGAAAGGUCCAGAGACCGAUCGCGUGAUAGAAGCAGGGAGAAGAGUCGAGACAAGGACAGGGAUAAAGACCGUGCAGACAAACGUCACAGAGACAGAGACAAGGAAAGAGGGGUUAAGCCUGGACUCGCAUCCCCGCAAAAAGAGGGCACCGAGGGCCAUAAAUCCCCGUCGGUUACCAUCGGAGUACCCAAAUUCUUCAGCAGCAGCAGAGAUUCUGAAGCAGGCGAUAAGGCUAAGAAGCGAGACAAGCCUGCGAAGGAGAAAAGCUCGUUUGGUGCAGCGCUGAGUGCGGCGGUGGGUGGCACCACUUCCCCUCAGGUGCACCAGAAGGAUAUGUAUAAGGGCCCGACAAAGAUCAGGUUGAAAACCGGCUCGAGAGGUCCUGAUGGAGAGAUGGACAAGCACGAAGAUAGGGACCGGGAUAAAGAGAAGGAUAAAAGCAGGGAGAGUGGGAAGGAGAAAGAGCGAGAGAAGGACCGAGAUGGUCUGUCACUGAAAGUGAAACUCGUUGGCAAAGCCGGCGGUGAGUCUCCUCGGAAAAGACCGCUGAGUCCGGCUGAUGCUGGACCGCUAAAGGUCAAACUGGGUAGCAAAAUGGGCGUAGAAUCGCCCAAGAAAAGGCCUUUAAGUCCUCCAGAACCGUCUAAAAGGCAGGAAGAGAGUAGGGCUUCGGAAACCUCGUCGCAGGCGCCGAAGAAGAUGAAGCUCGCUGUGGGCGGUGGUAAGUCGGAGAGAAGUGCGGAACAUAGUAUCAAACUGAAACGCAGUGACGGCGGGGAUGGCAAGUCCAGCGGCAGUAGUCCGAAUAGGAAACGCAAGCACACAGACCAUGGCAACGAAACCUCGGAACUGUCGCUGAAACGAGGCGGGUCUCUAUCGCCCAACCCGGUUGGUACCCACAGGAAGAAACACCGAUCACGGUCACCCAGUCCUAGGCCAGAUAGCAGCUCACGGCUCUCGAACAAAGCGUCUCGGCCGCAUCACAGCCCGAAGAUCGAUAAUGUUCGCGAAAGUCCGAAGAUUCCUAGCACGAGUCCUCGCCCGGUGAGUGGUGAGACUACUCGAGACAAAAACAGCGGAACGCGACACAAGGUAUCGAAGGGAGGUAGUAGCGGUGUUAGCGGUAGUAGUAAGAGUAUAGUCAAAGACGGGAAAAUUAGAAUACGGCCCAGCUCUAGAACGUUAGAGAGGGUCGCCGGCAAGGAACCGAGCGCGGACAGGGAGAAAGGUAGGGAUAGGGAGAAGGAUAAAGAUAAGGAUAAGGAUAGUAAGGAUAGGAACAAAGACAAACAUAGAGAUAAGUACAAGGAUGCCAUUUCGUCUCCGCCAGUGACUAUGGAGACGGGUUCUGAGACGCCAAGUCUGAGGGGGCGAUCUCGGCGCUCAUCAGCGACGUAUGUGACCCUUCCCGUCGAGAAGUCAGGUACAGGUGAUGGCAAGGCGCGGACCAGUACGUCCGAUAUUCCCGAGUCCAAGAGCUCCAAGGCUAAGAAUAGCAAGGACAAGGAUCGCGACAGAGUGAGUGUGAGUGCCAAGUCGCCGACCGCAAUGGAGAGGCAGCCGUCGAUACCCGGAUCUGGUUCGAGGCCACUGUUUGUUGUGGGGGCCAAGAAGGUUGUGCUAAAGACGAGCGAGCCCACAAAGGACAAGGAUAAGGACAAGGACAGGGAUGUUAGCGCAGGUGAUCUUUCUGCGCAUGGUAGAGACCGCGAUUCGAAGGCGACCAAGGCGGCGUCAAAGAGGGAUAAAGGAAGCAAACACUCUACUGUUGCUGCGAAGGAGGAGAAAGCUAGGUCGGACGAUCCGGCGCCAACGAGUGGAGGGGGUUUUGAUAACGAUGACGAAGAGAAUAUGACGUUCGCUGACCUGAUUAUAGCGCCACGUGGAGAAGAGAAGGACAAGUCGAAGAAGAAGAAAAAGGAGAAGAAGGAUAAAAAGGACAAGAAACGCAAGAGAGAGCGCACAUAUUCUCGGUCCGUUUCGCCACACGCCUCGCCCACAUUCGAUGAUAAUCCACCGACGGCGAAACACUUGUCGAUCAAACUGAAGAUUUCACGUCCAGACGCUAAGCUAGAAGUGCCAGUUGCAGCGCCUGAACCACCGCCUUUACCCCCCAUCGAUAUCGCGUACAACUGCGUUAAGUGUCCGGCGGUCGAUACGCACGAUAUGAUUUGUUGUGAAGCGUGCGAUUCCUGGUUCCAUUUCCACUGCGUCGGCCUUACCCAGACGGAGGUCAACUCGAUUGAGAACUAUUAUUGCAAGUCAUGCAAAAAGAAAGGUAAACACAAGAAGAAGAAGUAG
Messenger RNA from Sphaeroforma arctica JP610, 4458 nucleotides. RefSeq lists its product as hypothetical. Bases 1 to 4458 code for a protein of 1485 amino acids. Lineage: Eukaryota; Ichthyosporea; Ichthyophonida. Gene Ontology annotation, biological process: positive regulation of DNA-templated transcription. The transcript is spliced from 7 exons. The record is from RefSeq and is a predicted model, not a curated record. Gene Ontology annotation, cellular component: Set1C/COMPASS complex.